CACGAGUGGCCAAAGCUUAAAUACAGGAGUGUAGUUACGUGAGCCUGCACGUGACUACGAGUAUGUAGUUGCCAUGUAAUAUAUGCUUCCAAAAAAGAAAGAAUUGCGUGGUCCUCUAUGCUAUACGUACGAUUUUACUCGUAUGUACGGGUCAACUUUUCGAAAAGGACAGAAAAUCGAACGAAUUCUACCCAAAAGCUCAAAAACAGCCAUGUCUAAUAUCCCUGAACUCUACCAGAGUACCUAGCCUAAUGCUAGUAACCAAGGCCUCCCAAUAGUACCGUAUAUAUGUAUUCGAUAUGCAGGGAGCGCAGGAGAGGAGCAGGGAGCUCAGGAGGAGGAGGAGAAGGCUGUCGAUAAGCUAAGGAGGCUGUUCGAUGGCAGGAGGAUGGUAGUCGAGGCUGUACAAAGCGUACAGGGAUGUCAAGUUGAGAAGGAGGCUAUUGCGAUGUUUAUGUAUGCUAUGGUUGAUAUGGAGGUCGUUUAUGGUGCGGAAGUAUCGGGAGGGCAGUAUCGGUCGCGAUUGCUGGAGGGCGAGUAUAGUGCUCCGAUUCAGACGAUAAUUAUCGUACGGAUGGCGAUAACUGAAAAUCGAUUUGUUUAUCAAAUAGAACGCUUAAUUAAGAGGUCUAAUUGAAAGGCAUGGCGAUACCGUAGAGGUAUUGACGAUUUCCAGUCGAUGAUUUAAUUAAGAGAUCGACUGGUUGGAGCAGAGCUUUGGAGGGCUUGCUGGGGGAGGUAUGGAGGAAUUCGCAGGUAAUCAAGAG
Hyaloscypha bicolor E is the source of this 767-nucleotide messenger RNA. RefSeq lists its product as uncharacterized. The transcript is spliced from 3 exons. The annotation marks the transcript as partial. Lineage: Eukaryota; Fungi; Ascomycota; Leotiomycetes; Helotiales; Hyaloscyphaceae. The record is from RefSeq and is a predicted model, not a curated record.